Vitis riparia (riverbank grape) is the source of this 1067-nucleotide messenger RNA. RefSeq lists its product as uncharacterized. The coding region runs from base 201 to 542 and encodes 113 amino acids. The record is from RefSeq and is a predicted model, not a curated record. The transcript has a single exon. NCBI's taxonomy places the organism in Eukaryota, Viridiplantae, Streptophyta, Magnoliopsida, Vitales, Vitaceae.
AAACGAUACGUCCAAAGUCUCCUCUCUCCCUCCCUCUCUCUCUCUCUCUCUCUCUCUCUCUCUCUCUUCCCAUAUAAACUCCAAAUUUCUUCCGUUUUAUCUACACCCAUCUCUCUCUCCUUCCCUCUUUCCCUUUUCUUUUCAUAUAUAUAUAUAUAUAUAAACGGCAGGGCCCUUCUGCUCGAUCAUCUUGUUUCAAUAUGUCUUUCAACAAGCCCAGAUUUUCAAGGUCAUCAGUAGCAGUAGCUGAUGCUGCUUCGUGUUACUGUGCUGUUAUUCUGGUGGCUUUAAUCCUCUUGGGCUCUGUCAGAGAGUAUUCUUCUCUCCCCACAGACGAGUCGGUGAAGGGGAACCAACUUCGGGCGCGGCCAUGUGAUGAAAUCUAUGUUGUUGGAGAAGGAGAAACCCUCCACACCAUCAGCGACAAGUGUGGAGACCCGUAUAUAGUCGAGCAGAAUCCACAUAUCCAUGACCCAGAUGAUGUCUUUCCUGGACUUGUCAUCAAAAUCACUCCUUCAAAGCAGAGGAAGCUGCUGAGGUAGUUUAUACCUUUUGAUUACAAGGUUGUAUUAUAAGGGGAAUCGAUUCUCAUAGGAAGCUAGAACCCUUCUUUUUUCUAUACUUUUUCUUUUUCUUUUUCUUUUUCUUUUGGUUGAUGUAAAGGACCCAGUCACAUGAUGGUGCCUGAAAUAAGUUCAUGGGCCGCUGCUGUUUCCCUUCUUUGUUUUAUAUAUAUAUAUAUAUCUAUAUAUAUAUAGAAAAAGAAAAAAAGUCCUUUCAAUAUGAGUUUGUAGGAUAUGAAAAUGAUGGAUUCUCUCUACUUGUGUCUGUCAUUGGGUAUGCGAAGAAGAUGAACAUGAGGUCUUUUCAAUAUGGGAUUCUUCUUGACAAGGAAGAGAGCUUCAGGGGAUUGGUAGUUUACAGUGACUCUGAGACUUAUCUUGGAUUCUAUAUUUCCAUUUCGAACCUCCAUUUUUUCUUCUUUGCAUGAAGGAAAUGGAUUUUGUUUCGGAAAUCCUAAGGAAGGAGGGAAGGAUAAAUUUAAUGGAUAAACAAUACUUCCAUCA